AUGGGUGUUGCACCAGCUGGUGCAAAUUCGCACACUUUCUACCUCCCGCUCGUGGCCAUGUAUGGACGGUGGUGUAAAGUGCUCGGGGAUCCUCUACCAUGCCCCACAAUGUUCAAUUGCACCUGGAUAUCAGAGGGUGAAGACCGAGGUCGCUUCUUCUUGGGAGCAUCGAUUGGACGGUACAAGCAAGCGAAUGCCUCAUGGACGCAGUCGGUCAAAGAAGCAAGGUUCUCUUUGAUCAAUGAUGCGGAUAUGGCAUUAAAGGGAUAUACCAUGGUCGAUUGCCCUGCCUCUGCUAAAGGGAUCUGGUUCGGAAAUUGCGCCGAGGUAUAUCCGUUAUUACACAUGUUGAAGGGCAAUACCAACCCGGGCGCUGUUUAUGGAAUAGCUGUGCAUAGGAAAGGCGUGCUCCACAGCCAAUAUGAAGAUGGUGUCUCGGGAUGGGUUUGGAAAGCUGUACGAAGGCUGUGUGCUAAUUGCGAAGAGCUUGUCCAUAUGUGGAGUGGAUUGCCGGCUAACUUCGAGCCGUUUGCUGAUGUAGGGGGGUGUCACUGCAAUUUAGACUACUAA
Penicillium mononematosum is the source of this 570-nucleotide messenger RNA. RefSeq lists its product as uncharacterized. The coding region runs from base 1 to 570 and encodes 189 amino acids. Lineage: Eukaryota; Fungi; Ascomycota; Eurotiomycetes; Eurotiales; Aspergillaceae. The transcript is spliced from 2 exons. The record is from RefSeq and is a predicted model, not a curated record.